This is a messenger RNA of Phyllopteryx taeniolatus (common seadragon), 4565 nucleotides long. RefSeq names its product AU RNA binding protein/enoyl-CoA hydratase (gene auh). The coding region runs from base 2991 to 4055 and encodes 354 amino acids. Gene Ontology annotation, molecular function: enoyl-CoA hydratase activity. NCBI's taxonomy places the organism in Eukaryota, Metazoa, Chordata, Actinopteri, Syngnathiformes, Syngnathidae. The record is from RefSeq and is a predicted model, not a curated record. The transcript is spliced from 10 exons. Gene Ontology annotation, biological process: fatty acid beta-oxidation. Gene Ontology annotation, cellular component: mitochondrion.
UAAUAUGUUUUGAUUCACUCAUUAUUACCAGCUGUGUCUGUUUUAAUCAGUUGCUAUUCAAUACCUUUACUUAAAAUAAAAGUACAGUACUUAUGAGUAUGAAAGACUGUUCUCCAAGAAAUCCUAUGUUAAAAAAAGUAAGCGGGUGGACAGGGAUAAAAACGAAAAAUAAUGAAGUUGAAUUGGAUGAAUGAAAGAAGCAUUUGAAAAAAUUAAACUGCAUGUGUUCACAAAAAAAAACCUUUAUUUGGAAGUUAAUAGUUAAUUCAAAAAACAAACGCAAUUUCCACCAGAAACAUCGUUACCAAUCAAAUUACGUUAACUUAAGAACCCCUCUUCAAUCUCACCUUAACACCUCUCUCAUCCAUUGAACUUACAUACAGUAGAUCUUUUUAAGGAUGCGCCACGGUUUUUCAAUAGGGUUGAGGUCAGGGGAUGGUGGUGGCUACAUCAUUAGUUUUCUCUAUAUACCAAAUGGUGUAGUGGGUUGCCCUGCAUGAGAAUUAUAUCCCACAGCUCUUUAUUUCCCAUGGCAGGAAAUGAUCAGGUCAUUUAGACUCCUUCAGGCCCCCUGGGCCUACGAUGUUACUUCCUUUUGACCCAACUCAAACGUCACUCCGCCACCUACUUGCUAACAUCACAACCUUGUUUGAACAUGGCAACCAUCCAGAACUGUGUUCAUCAUUCUGGAAAAUCUAAAGUAGUAACGCAUUCAUCAGCAAAUAAAAUAGUUUGAAAACGAGUCUCCAUGUACGAGACGUAAUGAACCCAAUUUUCCUGUGGCUUUAUUUAUUGAAAUAGAAAGACAAUAUAGAAAUGAAACCCAAAAAGUGGGGAUUUCAUCGGAACGUUUAAAUAUAAGCUCCCUUUUUCCUCCACACUGACUGUCCAUUGAUGAACAAGGGCCUGUAUGCCAUCUUGUAAAAUUCAGGAGGCUGCACUUUAAAGCGUUUUUUUUUUUUUUGACAGCUUGCUUAUCUUGUUUGUCAUCAGAGAAGUGCUAACCCCUAAACACGUUCUUUUCAAGGUCUAAAAGGUGAUCGAUAAUGUGCUGGUGCCAGAUCGGGUGAGUACGGGAGAUGGGUUAUGGUUGUCCAGUCAAAGGAACUGAUGACUUCACAAGCACCAGACGCUGUUCGUCACCUUUGAUCCUUGACGCCCAGUUUUUGACUGUGCUCUAGUUGAAAAUCUCAGGAAAAAAAAAAGUGAAUUAUUAGAAUGUUAAAUUGGGCUUAUUACUUUUUGACUGCCCCUUGUACUUCCGAGACCCCUGCUAAUGUUUCUCCGUGUGAGGUUGGUCAGGGGUGGCUGAAAUCCAACUUUAUGCAUGCAUGACUGGAAGUCGUUGGAGGAUCAUGGUUCCUCUUGGGACUCCAAAAACACCAGCAGCUUCAAAUACGUUUACUUCUCAAUGUUUUUUGAACACCUAUAUUGCAACGAACCUGUUUGCUGUCAUAGACAAAUUAACAGUAUGUUUUUGUCAUAAUUUGCCAAUCUGAUCAAUGACGUCAUCGAUCGGCUCCGCACAAGACAUUUAAUUAACUCCGCGUCGCCGUUGCGGAUGAAUCAAAAAUCUAGUUUAUUUUUAUUUUGUUUCCUUGUCACGUGUCUUGUGGCGCAGUACUGUAGCUAUGGCGGCCAUUAACGUUUUUUUCAAUCUUGUCGGUUAAAAAAACCGACGAGAAGGUAAAGGCCUCUAACUCAAACUGUAGGAAAGCAGAACAUAAACGGAGAAACGCUCAACUCCAAAUUUACUACGACCUCUACAGACUGUCGUCUUUUGUCAUUUUAACCAAGAGUUAGUCCGGGCAAGACAACAUUUCUGUGAAAUCAUGAGUAAGAUCCUCAACAAUAAACACACGGCGUUUGCUGUGGCUACAAGCUCGCAAACACCCCUGAUCAGAUCGCUCCACAACUUCACACAACAGAUAAAUGCAAUGAAUGUGAAAAAAAGCUCCAGCGCCCCUGUACUGCUGCUCAGUUUUGAAAUAAGCCAUUAAAAAAAAUUUUAUUCAACUAUUUAAUUUAUUUGAAAUGGUGGAUUGCUUGGAAUAUCUAUCAUUAUUAAAAAUGAAUACAAUUUGUCAUUUUGGUAUGUUAUCUUGACAACGCAUGAUUUGCUUUCACGGGCCACAUAAAAGUAUUUGUGGUACGGAUCUGGCUCCCCAGCCUUGAGUUUAACACCUUGACAGGCACGUGCAUACAUAGCCACUAGGCGGCGCGCAAGCACAUGCCCUUUUGCACGGAACAAAAAAAAGGGCCCUUUUUUUCUUCAUUCAUCAAUAUUUUAAUCAAUCAAUCUUACCCAGUAUUUUGAAAUCUGACGGGCAAUUUAUUUAUUCAUUUCCUAAUUGUAUGAAUAAUUUUGGCAAUGGGUACCCCCAAAAAUGUCUGUGGAAGUGCCUGACCUGAGAUGCACAGAAAAUGUUUUAAAACAAUUACGUACUGGCAGCGUGUUAACAUUCAGCGGCCCUUAAAGCCUUCGAUCAUUCUGUAUGCGGUGGUUGGAAGAAAAAGUUUGCACCCCCCCCCUACUUAUCCUCACAGGUUGCAGUUUUUUAUUUUUAGUUUUCCCAGCUGACUCGAGGCGAGAGGCGGGGUACACCCUGAAGUAAUUGCCAACCAAUCACAAGGCAAAUAUAAAUAAACAACCAUUUUCACCCACAUUCACACCGACUUGUUGUGCAUCAAUACAAUUUCAGAUUAUUCAUAUAAAGUACUGCACAUCCCGAAGGAUUUGUACGUAUCCUUGGAAUUGGUAGUGGAAAAUCUGCAGACUUUUCUCUGAGCAUUUUGCUUCACAUUUCCAGUUGCUCACUGUCAUCAAAUCAUUCUAUGUGUUGGUGGCCAGCAUGUAAUACACUUUAAAAUGUAUUCCAUGUUUUUAUUUAUUUUUAUUUUUUUUAAAGUGACCGAGAUGUGUCUAACCAACAACUUUAGCUGAAUCUGUUUCAGUUUUUUUUCCCCCAUUUAAAACUGGUUUAGUGGUGAUGUUACUGUACUUGGCAGAGACCCCCUAUGCCUCAUACUGUGGCGUCACGUGGUUGCCUCACGUGACGAAGGUCAGAGUUCAAAGUCACACGGGAGGCUGGGUAAAUAUGGCGGCCCUGGUUGGACGUAGGGCGCUUUUGCAGUUUACCGACAGCAAGCUCGGCUGGUCCUACUUGGCUUCAAGACGCUAUGUUUGCUCCGCUAAGUCGUUUAAUUUUCCGGCGGGCCUCGGCGCAUUGUCACGGCAGUACAGCUCGGAGGCAAAGGACGAGCUGGUCGUUAGGUAUCUUGACGGAGACGAUAAAGGUAUAGUGGUUGUUGGGAUAAACCGACCAAAGGCCAAAAAUGCUAUCAGCAGAAAUCUGGUAAAACUGAUGUCUGAAGCUGUCGUGGAUAUAAAAAAGAAUAGCAAAGUACGGAGUGUAAUUUUAUGUAGUUUAGUUCCAGGGAUCUUCUGUGCAGGAGCAGACCUUAAAGAGAGGGCCAAGAUGCAUCAAAGCGAAGUUGGACCAUUUGUUUCCAAAGCAAGAGCGCUAAUCACAGAACUGGGUAACCUACCAAUGCCAACAAUAGCUGCGCUCGAUGGCGCUGCCUUAGGGGGGGGCUUGGAAAUGGCCCUGGCGUGUGACAUCAGAGUUGCCUCAAAUGCUGCAAAAAUGGGACUUGUUGAGACCAAACUUGCUAUUAUUCCCGGGGCAGGCGGUACUCAGCGUCUCCCCAGGGUGAUUGGUGUGUCACAUGCUAAAGAGUUGAUCUACACGGCCCGGGUGGUCGACGGAGCAGAAGCCUGUCGCCUGGGUCUGGUCAGCCAUUCUGUGGAGGAGAAUAAGAGCGGAGAUGCUGCCUAUCUGCGCGCUUUGGAGCUUGCGCGCGAGAUUAACCCUCAGGGUCCAAUUGCAGUCAGGAUGGCAAAACUUGCCAUCAAUCAGGGAAUAGAGGUGGAUCUGUCUACAGGCUUGGCUAUCGAAGAGGCGUGCUAUGCCCAAGUGAUCCCAACGACAGAUCGACUGGAGGGUUUGGCCGCAUUCAAGGAAAAGCGGCGUCCUCGCUACAAGGGGGAGUGAGUCGUCAGUGCUCCCAAAAACACUUCUGCCUCUCGUUCUCUUGUACAACUGCUCCCAACACGUUUCGAGGGGAAUUUGAAGGACACGGGAUGAUGUUUGAUACUGGAUGGAUCGGCACUUGAACAUCACAUUAGCUGCAAUGUAAGUGACUGUCUCCACCACGCAAUGUUCAGUGAUCGCCAUUUGGAACCAUUCUAAUCACUGUUUGCGAUUACCGCCAAUUAUGUUCCCCAAUCCCAAAAGCCAUAAAUUUUUGUAUGAUCUUAUUGCUUCUUGAAUGCGACGUCAGCAGUUUUGUUUUGACUUGGAUUUCUGUCUACUAAGAAAAACACACUGUGACUUGAGAAUAGCCGUCGCCAUUUUGCAAACCCGUCUUAAGUCAUCACAAUGAUUGCUAAAGGACUAUGGUGUCAUACAUUUUUUAUUUUUUUUUGGCUUGAGCACUUCAGUCACGCGUCAUUGACUCUUGAUUGUAUCAGUCAUAAUAAAGCAGUUGUGACAUGAAAAGGC